AUGCGCCAGCAACAGCAGCAGCAGCAGCAGCAACUGCAGCAGCAGCAGCAGCAACCGCAGCAGCACUCCACUGGCCCAGAUGAACUCCUCGAGGAGCUGUGGGGGGGUGCAGGAGGCCUACAGGGCUAUCUGCCGCUUACUAAACCCCUGAAGCAGCAGCAGCAGCAGCAGCAGCAAGAGCAGCGGCAGCAGCAGCCAGAGCAGCACGAUGAAACUGCCUCUGCAGCAGCAGCAGAAGACCUCCAGCAGCAAAGCGAUUAUUACUCUUUGGCAUUUCUGUUUUUUCAAGAAAGAGAUGCGCAGCAGCAGGAGCACCUCCACAAGCCUCUCAAGGAGCUGGAGAGCGUGCUGGACCCUCUUUGCUGCUCGCUGCGCUUCUUGCGGGGCCUCGCGCUGCAGCAGCAGCAGCUGCAGCAGUCGCGGGACAAAUUGCUGCUGUCUUGUGCAGGCAUAAAAAGUGCCCUCAAGUAUUUGCUGCAGCGCCAGACGCAGGCCGAGGUAAACCCUAAACCCUAA
This is a messenger RNA of Eimeria tenella, 516 nucleotides long. RefSeq lists its product as uncharacterized. NCBI's taxonomy places the organism in Eukaryota, Apicomplexa, Conoidasida, Eucoccidiorida, Eimeriidae. The record is from RefSeq and is a predicted model, not a curated record. The transcript has 3 exons. The coding region runs from base 1 to 516 and encodes 171 amino acids.